ACGGUAAGCGGCAAAAAUCUUAAAAGGCGGAACAAAAUUGCGGGAGGUAAAUGAAAAAUUUUCCAAAAAUAGAGUGGCAAAAGAUUAAAAAAUUAAAAAUAUUCAAUGGGCUGUUGGUUUGAUGGGCCUUCCGUGCGGUUAUGCAGUUUUUGUCAUAUUAACCCUUGUAGAAAGUUGAAAUAUCAAAUAUCGCAUAUUUAUUUAUCAAAAUUUUCUGGCAAUUUCAGGGCAACAAAAAUCAAAUUCCAAUCACAACUUCUUGUAUUUUCUCGAUUGGAGAGAGAUGGUUUUCUUAUGCUGGGGUAGACCUUCUUCUGAACAGCAGAAAUCUUGCAUAAACAAGUAAUUG
Rubroshorea leprosula is the source of this 349-nucleotide messenger RNA. The record is from the annotation of a GenBank genome assembly. NCBI's taxonomy places the organism in Eukaryota, Viridiplantae, Streptophyta, Magnoliopsida, Malvales, Dipterocarpaceae.